UUUUAUAGAAUAAUAUUAAAGCGUGUGAAAACAACAAAAAUGCUCAUUAGUUUCAAUGAGCAUGCAAUAUAUUAAAUAAAACGUGUCUAUGCUGCUUGUACUUCGUACCAAGUGUCGCAUACAAUUCGCUGCGUGUACGUGUGUGUGUUUGUGUGUGUGUGUGUGUGUGUAAGCUAAGCAACAAAGAAGCGAAACAGCUGUUAAGCGGCAAAAGCAACGUACAACUUUAAGCAUUCCAACUAAACAAAAAGAGUGGUAAACAAGCAACGAACGAACGGACGGACGUACCGACGGCUUACAGCUUUCAAAUGGCGCCAACUGUGUGCUCGGAGAAGAAAAUGCGCAUUGAGGCGCUCAAGGAGGUGCGACGACAAAGUCGCGGCGGCGUAUCCCAGUCCAGCGGCAACACCACACAGCACAGCAGAGUGCUGAACCUUGCUGCCAAAGGUUCAACGAACCUUGCGGGACGUCAGCAGCAGCGACGUCGUUUGUUCAAACUGCGACAGAACUCAAAAGCGAAAGCCAAAGCGGCAGCGGCCAAGGCGAGCGAACAAAAGCAGCUAAAGCAAAUGGAACUGGAUGAGCUGCCCAAUGCUGAGCUGAGCAAGCCGCAAAUGCACACACAUUCCAGCAAAGACAACAUUAAAACAGUAUUACAGCCUACUAUUGCCAGCAACAGCAACUGCCAUGGCGACAACAGCAGCAGCUACAACAGCAACAGCAACAACAACAAUAAUAAUAACAAAAUGGCAAUAGCUAAAUUCUGUGAUCAAGUGCACGGCGCGAAGAAUGUGUUCAACGAUGAUGCUGAUAGCGGAUUUGAUAUUUCGCUCGAGCCAGUUAGACAACAGGAUCGCCUGCUGUCCAUAGCCAUUAAGACGAUCAAGCUGGUGCAGCGCAAUAAGCUGUUGCAAAAGCGUUUGGCGCAGCUGCAACUGGAGACAUCCGCGUUCAUUGCCUCCGUGCUGGACAAUCCCGAGAAUCGCCACUUGCGCGACAAUCUGACGGCCAAGAAAUCGUUGCGUCACUAAGCGCGCUUGCUCGUGAGCCACAGAAAAGCAAAGCGGACCUCAAAUAGAAUAGACAAAGUAUUCACACACAACUUGAUCACUGAUAGUUAUUAAAAUAAUAUAUAAAAUGUUGUAGUAAGCAGCCUGGAGCUAAAAGAUGUUAAUGUUAAUGUGCCAAAAACAAAUUGUAAAAAUGAAGCAUACGCUGCAGCUUAAGCAUAUACAAAUAAUUGUUGCCUACUUUGCAGCGACACUGCUUUUUAAACACACAACAACCAAAGCUCCUCAAGAUGAGCAACAGUUUUUGUUUGUUUGCCAAGCACAAAGAAAAUUGACAAGUUCAUAGCUUGAAGUUUUAAAUACAAGUAAAUUCUUUUAGCGUCAGUUGUCUAUUACUCAGUUAGUCAAGAAAACAAACAAAACACUUUUAAGUUAAACUUCGAAUAAGCCUAGCUGUCUGACAUGUGCGUUUGCUUUUCUGUGGCACUGUGCUUAAGUUGUAAGCGAAUUGUACUGAUUACAUUUAAAAAAAAAAAACAACAACAAAGUGCAAACACACUUAACAUUUUGAUUAUACAUACAACAUAAAAGAUCACUAACAUAUUAAUAAAUAUAACUUACUAUACAUACGACA
This is a messenger RNA of Drosophila busckii, 1644 nucleotides long. It is a transcript of the gene Cipc, whose product is annotated as transcription factor kayak. The coding region runs from base 309 to 1031 and encodes 240 amino acids. Lineage: Eukaryota; Metazoa; Arthropoda; Insecta; Diptera; Drosophilidae. The record is from RefSeq and is a predicted model, not a curated record. The transcript is spliced from 3 exons.